Coniophora puteana RWD-64-598 SS2 is the source of this 784-nucleotide messenger RNA. RefSeq lists its product as uncharacterized. The transcript has 7 exons. Bases 53 to 739 code for a protein of 228 amino acids. The record is from RefSeq and is a predicted model, not a curated record. NCBI's taxonomy places the organism in Eukaryota, Fungi, Basidiomycota, Agaricomycetes, Boletales, Coniophoraceae.
AGCUGUUCCUACAACUUACGCAACCCAGUCAAUAUGCUCUGGGCUAAUCGUCAUGAACAACUUGAUCUUGCGUACCGCUGUAUUUUUGGUAUUGAAUGUUAUGAUGAGCAUGCGGAUAUACGCGUUGUACGGCGGGUCCAAAUGCGUGCUGUUCCUUCUAGGAUCAUGCGUUACGACUGUUCAGGCAUCCAACAUCGUACUAACGUUUAUGGCAAUGCUUCCGCUUAAUGUAUCGGUGGUUCGUACACCUACAGAAGGCGCGUGGUGCUCGUAUGCCGUAUCCAACCGCCAAGCGUGGUAUCAGACUACUGCGUUUAUCUUAUUGGUCGCCUAUGAUUCGUUGCUGUUAGUCUUAUCGGUAGCCAGCUUCAUCAGGCGUCUUCAAGAACAACGUCAAGGCCUUGCUGGAAUGGUGGAUACAUUCAUGGGAUUGAUUGUGAGAGAUAACGUGCUUUACUUCAUCUUGGCCUUCUCUGGACUCACUCUCAGCGCGUGCUCGUUAUUUACUGUGGCAAAUCGAAGUCUCCCGUUCAACAUUGGGUUCAACACGAUUGCAGCGGACCUUGGCGCCGGACUUCAGCUCACCAUCCUAGGUCCUCUCAUGAUGCUCAGCGUACUUGAGUACGACGCUCUGCGGGAACGUGGAGGAACUUCUUACUACACAGGAACCGCAACUUUAGAGUUCGCUGCGGUAUAUUCACCAGAUGACUGUGAGGAUGAUCCCUCAAAACUCGCGUAGAAAUACCACACAGGACUUGUACGAUAACAUUAUUAACGUGGCAUU